GCCUCGGCGGCCGCGCCAGCGACAAUGGCCGACGACGCGGAGAGGUCACUGCAAUCGUUGUUGUCGCUGGGCAACCCCUUUGCGCAGUUCCAGGAUGGGGCCCAGGAGGCGGGCGAAAGCAAGGAGAGCGGGGGCGCUGGCGGCGAAUCGCGCAUGGGUCCUAUCUCAGACUCAGAGUCCGAGAGGCCGAGCGCCGCCGACAAAGGCAACGGCUGCAAGGGCGAGUGGCGCGCCAGCGGCAAGGGCGAGCCCGACAGCGGCGGCGAAGCGGGGGGCCCUUGGGAGAAGAGGCGCAAGCAAGCGACGGCGACCGCCUCGUGGAACUCCCCGCAGGCUCUCAGGGACGAGUCGGACGUGGCAAGGCAGUUCGGCGUGCCAUGGGAGAAGUACGGCUACGGCGGCUGGGGCUGGCAAGCAGGCCACGCGCCGAAGCGGCCUUCGGACUGCAAGGGCAAGGGCGGCGGCAAGGGCGCCUCCUCCAAGAGCGGCAAAGGUCAGGAGCAGAGCAAGGGCGGCGCCUUCUCCGAGCGCAGCAAGGGCGGCAUGGACGGCAAGGGCAGCAAGGGCAGCGCCCCCGAGGGCGCGCGGGCGCCGCGGGCGCAGGCCGCCUGGAACCCUGAUGACCUCGAGGACAUUUGA
Prorocentrum cordatum is the source of this 639-nucleotide messenger RNA. Lineage: Eukaryota; Dinophyceae; Prorocentrales; Prorocentraceae. The record is from the annotation of a GenBank genome assembly.